UCAGACAACACACCUUUUCUUCACCGACAGUCAGUUUUCUCGUUAUAACCUCACGAGUCAUCCGUUUCUGCAUCUUUGGUGGGGCAAGGAGCAUCAUUCAUUCCAGCUGUUGGAAACUAAGCGAGUCUUCGGUGCAGCAUCUUAUCGCGGCGCACGGGCAAUGCCACGCGCUGAUGACAUCGUUUCCUGCUUAGUUUUUGGCUCACACUGAACUGGAGCCAUAACGUACAGUAUGAAAAUCACAUUUGGCUCCGUGGUGGUCGGCGCGGGUUUAACGGGUGUGCUUAGUUUCAGCUGUUUGACACUCGCCAUUGGAACUGAGUAUUGGUACAUCAUUGAAGACAAGCGCACUAACCACACAGACCCGCCGCACAUGCACUCUGGACUUUGGGGAGUUAUAGAUGAUGCACCAAGUCAUAAAGAAGCCUCUUCAAGAUAUUCAGAGUCAGAGAAGCAGAUGGAGAUCAUGCACAGUGUGAUUGCCAUUUUACUCCCCUUGAGUGUGGUGAUGCUGGUGUUUGGAGGCAUCUGUGGCCUUGUCAGUUCCCUCGCCAGAAGUCGGACGUUGCUGAUCGGAUCUGCUUCAUAUUUUCUUCUGUGCAGUCUUCUGACUCUCUCUGGGGUGAGCCUGUACAUCAGGUACUCUCAGAAGGCUCUGGAAGAGACAGAAAAGCGCAUGGGGCGUGAACAGAUGGCACAGGUACACACAUCGUUCGGCUGGUCUAUGGACAUGGCAUGGCUCUCUUAUGUCUUGGAGGUUUUAACAGGCCUUCUCCUACUGGUGGCGGCCAGGUUGGUACCUCUGAACCAGUAUGAAGAUUCUGUGGCGCCCAUAUAGAAGUUCUCUCGUGCUCUUCACCUUGCCUGAAUUUCAAAUAAUUAUUUGUGCCAAAAUGUGGAUGCCACAGAUUUGGUGUAGGUAGAGACAAUUUUUGUGAACAUUUUCACCUGUUUCACACCUACCAUGUGUUCAUUAAGAUGAAGGCACUCUUCUCGGUCACAUCUCAUGAUCGCUAUUUGUUAAUAUGGGGAUCGAAUUUAGAGCAUACAGUGAAUGCACGGUUUAUAUUUCGAUUGACGGGGAACACUCCCGAUCAGCGAUAAGUAUCCCACUUUGCUUGAAUAGACGAUUUCGCAAGAUGUAAGAGCUACGGAAGCACCUCCGGAUCCAUUUUUUUAAACCUUAUUUAAUAAUUCUAUGAUUUGUUUAACAUUUAGAUUUAACCGGUUAAAUUCCGCACUCAAUUUUCACACCUUUUGUAUAUAAUUGGUUGUAAAUGUCCUCUUUUUUGUGUGUGAAAUCUAUUGGUUUCUUUCUGCUGGAUUCCUGUUGUCUAUGUUUUGCAUUUCACAUCAUUACCGUCGGAUUCAAAUAACGAAUAGAAGCAGUGCCCUUAUUGUACAUUAUAGAUAUAAAUAGAUGUUUUAUGCAUGCUUGUUCAUUAAAUACGUGUAUUUCAUGAAAAGGCAUUUCUGAGAGAAAUUGAUUUGAAUUCUGCAUUUUCAAUAGGUUUAUUUUUGUUGUGUCUGUGUGAUGCAGGUUGAAGUCAAGACUGUUUUCUGCUUUUGCUUUUAUUAACUGUAUGGGUGAUCUGUUAUUUACGGAUCAGGCACUUUAGAAAACAUGUGCUAUGGCGGAUGUAUUGGAUGGCAUAUCGAAUUGUGUUUGUUUGUCAUCUCAUGUCAAGAAUCCCUGAGAUGGAAAAUAUGCUGCUUUCGUAAAUACUGCUCUGUUUUUUCUUUAAACAGUUUCUCAGUUAAUCAGAGUAUUUGUGUUUUUGAUGGCAUUGCACUUUAACUUGAUUGGUAUCUGUUGUUGUCUGUCAUAUAUUUGUUACGGUCCUGUCAAAAAGAGUUUUAUUGUAAUCGUGCCACAUAUUAUUCUGCUUUUGAUUUAUGCCACAAGCAGGGAACAUUGUUUCCAGUCAAAUAUCCCUCAACAUGAUUGUAGAUGUGACCUUUUGGAUAUGAUCUUUGUAAACUUUGGUGUUACUAGAAAAUGUCAGUAUAAAGAUUUUAUUUAUCAAAAGGUUGGAUUUUCCAUGACUAACAGACAAACAACAUCAAGUAAAAGUGUAAUUUUCCUAAUCCUUUUAUUACACGCAGGAUUAAAAGCGCAAAUGUAGUUUACAUGGACACUGGAAGUCAAUCAUGAGAAUUCCUGUAAUUUUAGCACACUUGACAGAUUUUACAACUCAUAAUGAAUGUAAAUUGUAACACUCUUUAAAUAAGAGUCAUGCAGUGGGUUUAAUUAUGAUAACAGGAUGAAAGUGACCAUUGGGGUUCUGCUUUAACGCACUGUCUAUUGGAGACAAGAAAUCAAGUUCAUUUUCAGGUGUGAAAAGAAAAUUGAACAAGUGGGGAACAAGGCAGUAUUUUAUUAUCAUUAUGAUGCCUUGUUGUUUGAAGACACAAAAUACAUGCCCGAAUCCUUCUUUCCAAACUGAAAUUGAUGAUGUUUGAUUUGUGUAAAUUACAGCUUUCCUUUGAAGAAUUGACUGGCCAGAUUCCAAACUGCAUCCCAAACAUCUGUAAAUGUUUUAUGUUAUCGAGUUGUACAGUAAUAGCAUUUUGUUGCAAUUUUGUCAGCUUAUAGUCCAUGCAUCUGAACCCACAAUACAGAAUUAUGAGAAUGUUUCUCAGAGAUGUUAUGUUGUUGAAGCCUCCGUAAGUGGCACAGCCCUAAACAAGCUCCAAUUGAUGCUUCAUACCUUAAAGACACAUCCAAAUAUUCAAUUUGUAGAUUUUGUACAAAUGUAUAUACUGUAUCUUUUCGUAUGUAGAAUGUGAAUGUGAAUAGAUUUUAGAUUGUUUU
Molecule: messenger RNA, 2815 nt
Organism: Triplophysa dalaica
Lineage: Eukaryota; Metazoa; Chordata; Actinopteri; Cypriniformes; Nemacheilidae
Gene: tmem235b
Product: transmembrane protein 235b
Exons: 4
Coding region: 233-838 (201 amino acids)
Cellular component (GO): apical plasma membrane
Source: RefSeq, a predicted model, not a curated record